Trichogramma pretiosum is the source of this 1161-nucleotide messenger RNA. Its product is annotated as protein tyrosine phosphatase type IVA 1. Gene Ontology annotation, molecular function: phosphatase activity. The record is from RefSeq and is a predicted model, not a curated record. Gene Ontology annotation, biological process: protein dephosphorylation. The transcript has 7 exons. Gene Ontology annotation, cellular component: nucleus. NCBI's taxonomy places the organism in Eukaryota, Metazoa, Arthropoda, Insecta, Hymenoptera, Trichogrammatidae. The coding region runs from base 384 to 911 and encodes 175 amino acids.
UGAUAGAUAUUUUGAUGGAAAUAGAAUAGUCUUUUACGUUUAAAUUUAGAAUUUUAGUGUACAUAAAAUAAAAUAUAAAUUGGUGUAUAAAUUUUCGAGCUCUGUGUGAUUUACAAUAAAAUAAAAUGUUUAUAGUAUCUCUGGAUGAAUCUAGAGCUCUAAUAUUGUAAUUACAUGAUAUAAAAUAUCUUAAAAUAAGAAAUUGGAUCUAAUCAGACAUGAUUUAAAUAUUGAAAAUAACAUCACGAUGAAGCUUGUGUAUCAAAAACUAUCAGAAUUUUCAAAGAUAUUGAUUGAUAAUGCACAGUACUGUCAGGCACAACACAAAUAAUCACAUUGCAAACGGAAGUAUCUGUUAGAGAUUCACUUUUACUUUUGAGAAAAUGAAUAAUUCAAGAGCAAAGGAUAUAAGACCAGCGCCAGCUGAAAUUGAAUUCAAAAACAUGAAAUUUCUCAUCACUGAUCGUCCCAAUGAUCAAACGAUCCAUUCGUUUAUUCAAGAGUUGAAAAAUCAUAAGGUCAAGGAGGUCGUUCGAGUUUGUGAACCAACUUAUGAAACUGGGGAACUCAAAUCAGAAGGUAUAAAUGUGAUUGAUUUAUUAUUCGAAGAUGGGACGUACCCUCCAAACGAGGUGAUUGAUGACUGGUUUGAACUUAUAAAAACACGUUUUCAAAAGUCUCUUGAUGGAUGCAUUGCUGUACACUGUGUUGCUGGUCUUGGUAGAGCACCUGUCUUAGUCGCUUUAGCAUUAAUCGAACUUGGACUAAAAUAUGAAGACGCUGUUGCCUUAAUAAGAGAGAAAAGGCGAGGAGCAAUUAAUGCAAAACAACUGGCUUAUUUAGAAAAAUAUCGCCCAAAAUCACGUCUCAAAUUCAAAAAUGGACAAAAAAAUUCUUGUAAUUUACAAUAAACAAUCUGAAUGUUUUUUGACGUUCAAUAGUUUCAUUUUAAUGUUUUUAUUCAUACUAAUGAAUAUUGAUAUAAGAUGUUUAAUUAAACGCAUAUUUACAUGAUUCUUGUUGUCUAUAGAUACCUGGUUAAUUCUCUUACUAUUAAUGUGUUUGUUUUCAUUUACACCUUUACAUUAUUGGGUGUUUUUGUAAUAAAAUAUCCUAAAAAAUAACAUAUAUUCAAAAGUACUUCAAGUCUACAAAAGACAA